CGCAGACGCUGCAUGAACGUCUGUAGUUACCAAUAGCUACGGUUGUUGCUGUUGCCUGGGCAGUGGCUGUCAAAUAGGCUGGCGAAGCUACCUUUGUCAUGAUUUUGUAGCAACCCCUCUCCUGAAAAUAUAGCAACCAUAUUUUGAAAGAUACCUUGAAUUAGCAUCAGAGACGCUGGGCGAAGAGAAAAAGAGUGAGAUGAAAUGACAACGUCAACAUUACAGAAAGCGAUUGAUCUUGUGACCAAAGCCACAGAGGAGGACAAGAACAAGAACUAUGAGGAAGCCUUGCGCCUUUACCAGCAUGCAGUGGAGUACUUCCUGCAUGCUAUCAAGUAUGAGGCACACAGUGACAAGGCAAAGGAGAGCAUACGUGGGAAGUGUAUGCAGUACCUAGACCGGGCUGAGAAACUCAAAGAUUUCUUGAAAAACAAAGAAAAAACAGGGAAGAAGCCUGUCAAGGAAGCACAGAGUAAUGAUAAGAGUGACAGUGACAGCGAAGGUGAAAACCCAGAGAGAAAGAAACUGCAGGAGCAACUGAUGGGUGCCAUUGUGAUGGAAAAGCCCAAUGUCCGGUGGAACGAUGUAGCUGGGCUAGAGGGAGCUAAGGAGGCCCUGAAGGAAGCUGUAAUCCUGCCCAUUAAAUUCCCUCACCUCUUCACAGGCAAACGCACUCCAUGGAGAGGGAUUCUUCUCUUUGGACCCCCUGGGACGGGAAAGUCUUACCUGGCCAAAGCAGUAGCCACCGAAGCCAACAACUCCACCUUCUUUUCUGUGUCAUCAUCAGACCUCAUGUCCAAGUGGCUUGGAGAGAGUGAGAAACUGGUGAAGAACCUGUUUGAUCUUGCCCGCCAGCACAAGCCCUCCAUCAUCUUUAUUGACGAGGUGGACUCGCUCUGUGGCUCCAGGAAUGAGAAUGAGAGUGAGGCAGCCCGGCGGAUUAAGACCGAGUUCCUGGUACAGAUGCAAGGUGUGGGCAACAACAACGAUGGCAUCCUCACCCUUGGGGCCACUAACAUUCCCUGGGUUCUGGAUGCUGCCAUCCGUAGAAGGUUUGAGAAGCGUAUCUACAUCCCUCUCCCAGAGGAGCCCGCCAGGUCACAGAUGUUCCGGCUGCACCUGGGCAACACACCCCACAGCCUGAGUGACGCAGACCUUCGUCAGCUCGCCAAAAAGACAGAAGGCUACUCCGGGGCUGACAUCAGCGUCAUUGUACGAGAUGCCCUCAUGCAGCCUGUCAGGAAAGUGCAGUCAGCCACACACUUCAAAAAGGUGCGAGGGCCAUCCCGUGCCAACAGUCAAUUGAUGGUGGAUGACCUUCUGACCCCGUGUUCGCCUGGGGACCCAGCUGCCAUAGAAUUAACCUGGAUGGAUGUGCCUAGCGACAAGCUGCUGGAACCCAUCGUCUGCAUGUCUGAUAUGCUGCGGUCACUGUCCACCACGCGUCCGACAGUCAACAGUGAAGACUUGUUCAAGGUCAGGAAGUUCACAGAGGACUUUGGACAGGAGGGCUAAGAGGCCCUGGUCAGCCAAGGGCUUCACUACUCCUUACCCUGUUUCUCCUCUCAAGCCCCAUUCAUACAACCUCCUGUCAAGUAGUAGCUACAGUACUACCACACUACAAACUUGGAUUUGUUCGACUAACCUGCAUUGGCAAGAAUGAUGGAGCAUUUAACCUCAUACCAUUUCCCUCCAAUCAUACACUAUUGCAGUCCUGAAGACUGAGACUAUAUAUUUUUUUGCCAUCCUGCACUUUAAGUUGUUAAUCAUUAUGAAGGAAGGGUGAAGAGCUUUUGAACAAUUGCAUUUAACAUAGCUCUUGUCUUGCAUGUAUGUAAGUCCUAGGCUGCAUUUAAAAAGGCAGCACAAUUCUGCUUUUUUUUUCACUAAUUGGUCUUUUGACUAAUUGGAUCAGCUCUGAAGAUCUGAUGUGAAUGGUAAAAAUACAGAUUUGUGGAAAACAAUAUCAGAAUUGGGCUGCCUGUUUCAACGCAGCCUUAAUGUAUGUCUUGUGUAGGAGCGCUCUGCUUUUAAAUUAAUUGAGUUGACUGACCAUAGCUGCCCCCUCUCCCAGUCCCCGCUAGAGCUGUCCCUAUUUUACAGGCAGUGUUACUUACGAUUAUUUAUUUUUAUCUCGUCAAGAUUUGUUGACUGUAUGAGUGACUGAGGACACAGCUGAUCAUUGAGUGGGAGAGGUGUUUACAUUUCAGUAUUUCUCUGACAUGUUAUGUGACUGAAGAUGGGGACAAGAGCCCUUUUCUAUUUCUGGAUUUGAGCAUUGAAAAUAAUAGUUCCAUGACAGACAUUAUCAUAUUGUCAAGUGUUUAUGUCUGUAUAGUUGGGGGGUGUCAGUUCUGGUCCCAGAGGGGAUCUCACUGCAGUUACAACUAUCCUUGAUAACCUGACUUAGUAAAUCCAGAAUUCAAAAAUAAAAAGAUGUUUGUCAUUAUUCCAUUUCAACUUUACAUUAUCCAUGUUAUUACAGUUGAAGUCAGAACUUUACAAACACUUUAGCCAAAUGCAUUCAAUUCCUGACAUUUAAUCCUAGUAAAAAUUCCCUAUUUUAGGUCAGUUUGGAUCCUCUUUAUUUUAAGAAUGUGAAAUGUCAGAAUAAUAGUAGUGAUUUAUUUCAGCUUUUGUUUCUUUCAUCACAUUCCCAGUGGGUUAGAGGUUAUCAUACACUCAAUUAGUAUUUGGUAGCAUUGUCUUAAAAUUGUUUAACUUGGGUCAAACGUUUCAGGUAGCCUUCUACAAGCUUCCCACAAUAAAUUUGGUGAAUUUUGGCCCUUUCCUCCUGACAGAGCUGGUGUAACUAAGUCAGGUUUGUAGGCCCUCUUGCUCGCACACGCUUUUUCAGUUCUGCCCACACAUUUUCUUUGGGACUGAGGUCAGGGCUUUGUGAUGCCACUCCAAUACCUUGACUUUGUUGUCCUUAAGCCAUUUUGCCACAACUUUGGAAGUAUGCUUGGGGUCAUUGUCCAUUUGGAAGACCCAUUUGCAACCAAACUUUAACUUCCUGACUGAUGUCUUGAGAUAUUGCUUCAAUAUAUCCAGAUAAUUUUCAUUCAUGAUGCCAUCUAUUUUGUGAAGUGCACCAGUCUCUUCUGCAGCAAAGCGCCGCCUACCUGUGCGUCACAGUUGGGAUGGUGUUCUUCGGCUUGCAAGCCACCCCCUUUUUCUCCAAACAUAAUGAUGGGCAUUACGGCCAAAGUUCUAUUUUUGUUUCAUCAGACCAGAGGACUCAUUUUACUGUGGCUAUAGAUACUUCUGUACCGGUUUCCUCCAGCAUCUUUGCUGUUGUUCUGAGAUUGAUUUGCACUUUUCACACAAGUACGUUCAUCUCUAGGAGACAGAAUGCAUCUCCUUUGUGAGUGGUAUGACGGCUGCGUGGGCCCAUGGUAUUUAUACUUGCGUACUAAUGUUUGUACAGAUGAACGUGGUACCUUCAGGCGUUUGGAAAUUGCUCCCAAGGAUGAACCAGACUUGUGGAGGGCUACAAUUUGUUUUGAGGUCUUGGCUGAUUUCUUUUAAUUUUCCCAUGAUGUCAAGCAAAGAGGCACUGAGUUUGAAGGUAGGCCUUGAAAUACAUCCACAGGUACACCUCUCAUUGACUCAUUUCAAUUAGUCUAUCAGAAUCUUCUAAAGCACUUUAUAAUUCUCCAAGCUGUUUAAUGGCACGGUCACAGUAAACUUCUGACCCACUGGAAUUGUGAUAGUGAAAUAAUCUGUAAACAAUUGUUGGAAAAAUUACUUGUCAUGCACAAAGUAGAUGUCCUUACCGACUUGCCAAACUGUAGUUAACAAAUUUGUAGAGUGGUUGAAAACCUUGUUUUAAUGACUCCAACCUAAGUGUAUGUAA
Oncorhynchus keta (chum salmon) is the source of this 3859-nucleotide messenger RNA. RefSeq names its product vacuolar protein sorting 4 homolog A (gene vps4a). Bases 205 to 1515 code for a protein of 436 amino acids. Gene Ontology annotation, molecular function: ATP hydrolysis activity; ATP binding. The record is from RefSeq and is a predicted model, not a curated record. NCBI's taxonomy places the organism in Eukaryota, Metazoa, Chordata, Actinopteri, Salmoniformes, Salmonidae. The transcript has 11 exons. Gene Ontology annotation, biological process: endosomal transport; vacuole organization.